Messenger RNA from Neltuma alba, 2942 nucleotides. RefSeq names its product probable arabinosyltransferase ARAD1. The transcript has 3 exons. Lineage: Eukaryota; Viridiplantae; Streptophyta; Magnoliopsida; Fabales; Fabaceae. The coding region runs from base 793 to 2301 and encodes 502 amino acids. The record is from RefSeq and is a predicted model, not a curated record. Gene Ontology annotation, molecular function: glycosyltransferase activity.
CUCUUACCUUGUCUUGUCUCAGAGCACAACCAUGGAGGCGCGUGGUCGAAACUGACGAUGAUGUAUACUCUGCCAGCGAGUUACCGCUCACCCACUGGCCACUUCGUCUGGUGAUUAAUUACCGAAUACCCAGAUGCAAAGUUUAAGCGUUUUUGUCUUCUCGUUCUCUGUCCCGCCAUACUGAUGUUUACUUCUGUUCUCUUCGAUGUCCCUGAAACAUUUUCUUAGAUUUGCUGUCGGCGUGCAUCUCUUCCCCGAUUUGUAGAGGAUUUGGACGCUUUACUAUGAUUGUAGUAGCUCCAGAGAUUGUUAGCUGGUUGCUUGCCUGCUUUAUCUGAUAAGUUCUUGUUUUCCAUCGUCUUUCUUCACUUGCUUGUGCACAUUUGCCUCUGGUUCUGAUUAUUCGUCAAUGGAGACUGAAUAAAUUCCAAUUCCUAGGUCUUCCUGGUCAUUUGUCCCCCCCCCCUAAAUAUAUGGCUUCUUUAAGGACCAUUUCCCAUCGUGCUAUAUACGGCAAUUUGUUGUGACUGUGCUGCUAGAAAUCGUUGUCACUAAACCUUGAGGGCUUAACUGCUUAAGAGCCAUCGGUAGGUAUGCCGUUUCGUCUUCAUGGAUUGCAAUUCAAGAGUUUCUACUAUCAAGCGAUUGCCCACCUCAAUUAAAGCUCCUGCUUUGUAUAAUCAGUUCAUGCUCUUCAAUCGCUGGCAGUGAUCUGGCUAUUCUCUGCUGCUUGCUGGCUUGUUCUCUGUUGGAAUCCCAGAAGCUUGUUUUUCUUGAUUGUCGGGAAAAAAAAUGUCAGAGAAGAGCAUGGUUCCAUCGAAGAGCGUGGUUCCAUCAAGAUUUAUAUUUUGUGUAAUUGUGGUUUCUAUGUUCCUUUUGGUAUUGUCUUCGAUUUUCCUCCUUCAGUUUAGAGAUCAUUCGUUCAUACCUAGAUCAGUGUUUGAGCUUAUUCUGGUCAAUAACACAUCGUUUUACUUCAACCCCAAUACCAAGAAGGAAGAAGAUAUGCUCUCCCCGUUCCCUUCUGGAGACAAAAAAAUUCAAGCUCAAAGGCCCGGGGAAUCGGACUGUCAAGUUUUCAAAUCAAGCCAGAAACUGAGCUCUAUAGAAGAACAGGGAAUUAUGGCCUGUGAUCCUACUGGGGCACUUUUGAGAGUGUUCAUGUAUGACUUGCCUCCUGAAUUUCACUUUGGGAUGUUGGGUUGGAAGGGAAGUGAAAACCAAACGUGGCCACUGGUGGAUGACCCAAAACUAGUCCCAUCAUAUCCUGGGGGACUAAAUUUACAGCACAGUCCAGAAUACUGGCUCACCCUCGAUCUCCUAUCAUCAAAUUCUGGAAAAGUCGUCAGGCCUUGUACUGCAUUUAGAGUGCAAAAUUCAAGCCAAGCAGAUGUAAUUUUCGUUCCAUUUUUCUCAUCUCUGAGUUACAACCGGCUGUCUAAGAUUCAAGGGGAUGAGAAAGUUAGUGCAAAUGAAAUGUUGCAAGAGAAGUUGGUACAAUUUCUUAUGAGCAGGGAAGAAUGGAAACGUUCAGGAGGGAAAGAUCAUCUCAUUGUAGCUCACCAUCCUAACAGCAUGCUGGAUGCAAGAAGAAAGCUGGGUUCUGCCAUUCUUCUACUUGCAGAUUUUGGAAGGUAUCCUGUUGAAAUAGCGAAUGUGAAGAAAGAUAUUAUAGCACCGUAUAAACAUGUCGUACGUAGCACACCAAGAGAUAGAUCAUUUUCAUACAAGGAUCGUCCUACUCUCUUGUAUUUCCAAGGGGCAAUAUACCGGAAAGAUGGAGGAAUUAUUCGCCAAGAACUGUAUUAUCUUCUCAAAGAUGAGAAAGACGUCCACUUUGCAUUUGGAACAGUACGAGGAAAAGGGAUACGUGAGGCAAGUUAUGGGAUGGCCUUAUCGAAAUUCUGCCUAAACAUUGCUGGGGAUACCCCAUCCUCCAAUCGUCUCUUUGAUGCCAUAGCAAGCCACUGUGUUCCUGUGAUUAUUAGUGACAAAAUUGAGCUACCAUUCGAAGAUAUCCUGGAUUACUCAGACUUCUGCCUCUUUGUCCGUGCCAAGGAUGCUGUGAGGAAAGGCUAUCUGCUGAGUCUGCUAAGAUCAAUCACGGAGAAGAGGUGGACUGAGAUGUGGGAAAGAUUGAAGGAGAUUACAUUGCACUUUGAGUAUCAAUAUCCAUCCCAAACUGGGGAUGCUGUGAAUAUGAUUUGGCAGGAAGUUGCGCAUAAGGUUUCUUCUGCACGAUUUGAUUUGCACAGGAAGAACAGAUACAAGAGAUCUCAGCUUCUUGUCAAGACUGACUGAAAUACUGAGGUGUUCAAAGGAUCGAACGUCAUUGAAGGUGCAGGUGCCAAUUCCGUCUUUGUUUGCAAAUCCUUUGUUUCAACAUCCUUUAGGCUACGAAAACUUCCAGGAACUGGUGAUUUCUCCUCAUCCCACCUCAACGCAAGAUUCUUGCUUGUCAGGCUACAAACUCUGUAUGGCUCAGAAACUAAAAUCCCAAUACAAAAUAAAAGAAUCAAUCCUCUGAAAGUGAAGUAACUCAUGCUUCUAUGAAACGGAAAAUGUUGGAGGAAGGAAGCUUCUUUGUUUAAAGCCAAAAUAGAGAGGAGCUGGGUAGCUUGAGUCAAGUGUUAUUGCUCAUGUCUGCAAGAAUAAGCCCGAAGUUUAUCUUCUAUGGGAUUUGAGAGGAUGAAAGCAUAAAGCAUGAAAAUGCCAAGGAGCAGAAGAUGUGGGGAAGUUUUAGAUUCGCCUCAAUCAUAAGCAUGCUAUAGAAGCUAAUAUAUAAGGCUGUUUUAGACGACUCUGACAGGUUUGAGCAAAAGUGUUGAUUGGAACAAUAUCCUAGGGAGGACAAGCAUCUUUUCAUUCAGUUUCCCUACAUCCCUAUAAUUUGCCUUGUGCUCUUUUUUACCAAACAAAGACCGAAUCUUCCUUCUCUUGAA